AUGGCAUUGGCAGAUGAUUUCGGAGGGACAUGGUCCCGGGAGGAGGCAAAAGCGCUUAUCGCCAUAUGGUCAAACGAACAGAUUCGUCAGACGUUGGAACAAAGUUAUAGACAGAACACUACAGCGAAAUUUCGGAGUGGUUAAACGACCAUGGCUUCAAAAGGACUUGUAAGCAGUGCCAAAUAAAUAUAAAGGACAUGAAGUAUAGGUAUAGACAAACACUAAGGAACCCAAGCAGUAGUGGCCGAGUGACCUGUCCAUCCUUUUCUGAACUGCACACAUUUCUCGCCUCCAAGCCUAAUAUGCCUCAGUCUAAGGAACUCAACGAUGAGGAAGAUAAUGGUAAGCAAAUUCAGCUAUGUGAAGCUAUAACAUCAAGACCUUCUAGUGUUGGUUGAAUUUGCUAUCAUGGUUAGCGUCUGGUUGAAUUAGCUAGUUAACGGUACUUAACAGCACUCAGUUACUUUAUUAAAAUGUAUUGCACUAGUAACAGUAUUGAAACUUCAGUUAUUUGCAGUAUAAAUGUAUUAUUUUGGACGCAGUGAACUAGCUACAAAAUUACUGCACUGUUGACAACAUACUGCAGUAACACUAGCCUGAGUGCCAGUCUGUCUGUGCUCUCAUGUCAACUCCUUAUCACUCGAUCAUUGUCAUGCCAAACAAAAACUGUGAGCUGGAAAGUCACUAAAUGUUUACUUUCCUACCAGGUCGUCCUCUUCCUCUGUCACCUCUGUGCCUUUUGGUUCCUCCUCUGCAGCUCUAUGGCAAGUUGUUCAGCGGAGAGACAAAUGGACUACGGGUUGGUGGAGGAGUUUGUAACCACUGUGUUGGAGAUAAUCCCUGAUCUGAUGAGAGAAAGUCCAACUCAUCAUCGGGCUAUGAGCACAGGUGAGAGAUACCAUACCUACUACACUGGGGUGUCGCAAACACAGCCUGUCAUUGUAGGUUUUUCAGCUGCUACCUGGGAAGUGUAUCCUGGAGGCAGCACAAGCACAGUGAGACACUUGAUCAAGUGUUAUCGGGCGUUUGUGUGUAACAGAUGUCACUGUGCUUGCUUAGCCGUAUUCUACCAAUUCCUCCCGCACCAGCUCAAACAAAACUGGAACCCGGGACCCUUGCCUCGCAAUCACGUGACCGCCCUCCUUGACAAUGUCCUAGCCAGUUAGCCACUGAAAAGUUAGCAAUUCCGUUGCACGGUUGGACAUAUUUUAUGUUAGUGGUGUGUCAAAUUCAUGAGGGGUAGGCUAUGACAUAACUGCUACACCGAGGCGUUGUGAAAGCAGUCUGUUACACUGAAGUGCAGGGGCGGCCUGUUCAAUAGGGCGAUAUGGGCGACGCACUGCCAAACGGGAAAAGGAAGGGAUUUUUUUUCUAAUCAAUUAUAUCACGGCAACAGUAGUUAUCAGUGUUGUAAUCUAUACGUCUGAUCUGCCACAGUGCCACACUGCCACUAAAUGUCGAAUCAGGCUAAAGUCGUGCUUCAAAUGGCUCCCCCCCCUUUUGGGGCGAUUUCAGUCAGGUUGAAAAUCGCCCAGAAGUCUGUAAUAGACUCCCAUGUAAAAUCUAUUUUUUUCAAAUUUCAGAGCCUUCAAUACAAUCUCAAUGGGUGUCUGUGGGCUUGCACUUACGCGCUUUCGUCAUACGUUACGUAACCAUGAACGUAACUGAGAAAAGAGUGGAUUGUUUGAAAGAAGUUCCUUUUUGUCGGCGAACAAAUGGAGAUAAAUUGGCAACGAAACAAUUAGGACCUCCCAGACCAAAUUUAAUAAUUCAACAGGUUUCUACUAAAGGCGGAAAGUCCUACACCCGAGGAUUUUCCAAAAAUUGGUACGAACGAAAAAAGACAUUGCCACUCACUCAACUGGAUGACGAGGGAUACAGGCUAGCUGUCCGCCGCCACAACGAUGAGGUUAGUGUUGAUAAUCACAAGUUUACUGGAUGUGGAUAUGGUGUAAUAAAGGCAGUUUAUUCAGAGGUAAAUAUAUCUGGAAUCGCGUUCACGGACCCGUUCGUCAAACUCUUAGGGAGCUAUAAAUUAAGCCCCAUUACUUACCAUAUCAGAUAAGAGAAAUUGCUGCAGCUACAUAUAUUUUACAUCCUGGCCCUACAUAGUUCACUAUUUGCAUCACUUACCAAAAUAUUACAUGUGGUCAUAUAUGCUUGGAAAGUGGAGAUGCCAUAGAACGUCAAAAAAGUAAACAUUGCUGGAGACACAUUGCCGUUUUGGAGAAGACAUCGCGUUUGCUAGCGAAGAGAUUUGUUGUGGCAAAUGAACUUGGGCUGGGAAUUGCCAGGAACCUCACGAUAAGAUAUAUGCAUCAGCAUUGCGAGUCUCAUGAUUCUAUACGUAUUGCGAUUCGAUACUGUGAUUUUAUUGCGCACCAUAUGUCUGUUGCAGAGCGAUCAGAAAGCCAUGAGAACGAGUUUUGAUCAGUCAUGGAAAUAAAAGUGCUGAAAACAAAUUUGCUCCCAAUGUGAAAAGAUUGAGAACAAGCUAUGAAGGAACAAUAAUGGUGUUUUGGUGCAGGUACAGCCAACUAGCGCUAAAAUAUUGCGAUAUUGUCAAUACAGUAUAUCGUAAAGUAUCACUAUGUAACUCGAUUUUUUUCACCCCAAUCCCUCAAAUUAACGGUAAAUAACUGAAUUGUUUGCCCCACAUUUAGCUAAGAUGAUUAGCUAGCCAGCUAAAAUGUUUUAUUUAGUUAGCAGUCGCAUCUACAAUAGUUUACUGUCAAUAACAUGUCUCCAAAAAUGACGUGGUGUCUCCAAUUGUGUUGACAUUUUACAAUUGCAAUGCGCAUCCAUGAGUAUCCACUUUCUGUAGCUCAGCUGGUAGAGCAUGGUGCUUGUAACGCCAAGGUAGUGGGUUCGAUCCCCGGGACCACCCAUACACAAAAAUGUAUGCACGCAUGACUGUAAGUCGCUUUGGAUAAAAGCGUCUGCUAAAUGGCAUAUUAUUAUUAUUAUUAUUAUUAUUAUUAUUAUCUGAAGAGAGCCCCGAAACAUUGUGUGCAGACAUUUUAUGCAAUAAAUGAAGUAGGUUCAAUCUAGUAGUUCUGAUCUUCUGAUUGGUCCUGAUGAGUUGGGCGAGGUCCCCUGCAGGCUACUGUCACUGUUGCAUUGGCUCUGAGUCGGGUUCUCUGUCUUCAAAUGUUCAGCCUAAGAGAGGGGAUUUUUGUGUGUGUGUGUGUGUGUGUGUGUUUAACAGUGAUGAUGUGUGUGUGUGUGUGUUUAACAGUGAUGAUGUGUGUGUGUGUGUGUGUUUGUAUGUGUGUGUGUCCUCAGAGCAAGAACUCGUGAGUUGGAAGAACUGAGAGGCCUAUGGCGUGGGUGUUGUCCUUGGCCACCUGCUGACAAGGCUGACAAGAUAGGACCCUUUUGUCCAUUGUUAUUGGAUAGGAACAGAACUUAUAACCAGCUCCUGACCUAAAUAGAUCUUAGCACAACAUUUUACUCAACAUAUCAUAUUCCAUAUUCACUAUAACAAAUAUAUUUACUACGACAUUAGCAAGAACCGCCACAUCCUCAGCCGGCUAAUCCAGUGUGUGAAGUUUUGCGGAGUGUUUGAGUUAGCUUUGCGAGGCAAAGAUGAAACUGAGGGCUCCACCAACCCUGGUAAGCCAACACUUUUGAGAUCAGUCAAUAAAUGCUUCUGGUAUUGACUUAUAUGCUGCCCCUGUCUUCAUGUUGUUGCUGGACAUAUAUUUUUUUAAAUGUGUGUAGGUCACCUAAAUCAUCAGAAAAAUUGCCCCUCCUGAGAAUUUUUUCAGGAGCCGCCACUGCUGAAGUGCAUGCCGGCAGUAAUUUUAUAAGCCACUUUAUUAAGUGUUCACAGGCGUGAGCCACACAUCCAAUUCUUGAAACUAGAACCAGAACGUAAUUUUACUCUGAGCACCAACACUCGCAGAGCCGCACUGCUCACACCAAGGUUUCAUUGAAAAUAAUGGGAGCUCAUUCCUGGCAAGAAGAGUUACGCUUCCAAUGUAACAGGCUUGUAAAAAGUUGUUUCACAUUGUUUUGUAGAAAUUGCCUGUGGAUUCAGUGUCAAAUAUUAUAUUUCACACGCCAUAAUCAUUGAUUAUUCCUCUACAGUAGGGGCCCCUACAACUAUACUUUAUACCAACUACUGCCUGCUAUAACUUUAUUAUACCCUACUCACUGUAGGCUUAUGCCAGAUUGGUUUGCGUCACUCCAGAGAGAACACUGCUCCAAAGUCCAAUGGCGGCAAGCUUUACACCACUUCAGCCGACGCUAGGCGUUGCGCAUGGUGAUCUUAGGCUUGUGUGCGGCUGCUCGGUCAUGGAAACCCAUUUCAUGAAACUCCCGAUGAACAGUUCUUACAUUUUUCUUGUGCUGACGUUGCUUCCAGAGGCAGGAACUCUGUAGUGAGUGUUGCAACCGAGGACAGACAAUUUUUAUGUGCUUCAGCACUCGGCGGUCCCGUUCUGUGAGCUUGUGUGGCCUACAACUUCGCGGCUGAGCCGUUGUUGCUCAAAGACAUUUUUCACUUCACAAUAACGUCACUUACAGUUGAACGGGGCAGCUCUAGCAGGGAAAAUAAAAUGGACGAACUGACUUGUUGGAAAGGUGGCAUCCUAUGACGGUGCCACGUUGAAAGUCACUGAGCUCUUCGGUAAGACCAUUCUACUGCCAAUGUUUGUCUAUGGAGAUUGCAUGGCGGUGUGGUCAAUUUUAUACACCAGUCAGCAACGGGUGUCGCUGAAAUAGCCAAAUACACUAAUUUGAAGGGGUGUCCACAUACUUGUGUUUGUAUAUAUAGUGUGAUGUAUGUCCUAAUAAUAGAUAAAGGAAACCUGAUGUAAGCAAAUAACACAAAAACGAAGGUCCUUUUUCAUGUAUUUAUUGUCUGUCAGAAAGGAUGCUAACAUGCUCUCACCAAUAACAGGGGAGGUUAGCAUUGUUUGGGUGGUAUGAUCUUAAUUUGCCUCUAUAACCUUCUCACUCAUCAUUAUUCAGUCUUUUCAUGAUUAUCCAUAAUCAUGGUAGCAACCACAUGAAUGUAGAAUUGUUCAGAAACAUUCCAUAAUUGUCACAACCCUACCAGAAACACCCAAAACAAAAACUGCAAAUGCAUCCAACGAGUUUGAGUUACAAAUAAUAUAAUAUAAUAUGCCAUUUAGCAGACGCUUUUAUCCAAAGCGACUUACAGUCAUGCGUGCAUACAUUUUUGUGUAUGGGUGGUCCCGGGGAUCGAACCCACUACCUUGGCGUUACAAGCGCCGUGCUCUACCAGCUGAGCUACAGAGGACCACACAAGCCAAAUUCUAAACCUUUGACAACCUUAAUACACUUUAUUGAGCUGAUUUAAUCUAGAGGUUCACAUACUUUUUCCAACAAAGAAAUUGAAUGUUGGAUCAAUUUGCUCAAUAAAGAAAUGAAAAGGUACACGUUUUUGUGUGUUUUGUUUAAUUGUUACUCUGACUCCCUCUGGUGGCAUUUUCUAAAUUACGCAUACUAUUGUACACUACCCUCAUUAAGUACAUUUAGGUUUCUAAACUAUAAGUCUUACAAACACAUGCUUAGUACUGUUAGAAAGGUAAACACUGUGGGAUUCAGGUAAAGGUGUCAGAACAAUGUGACUACUACAGAGCCCAAGAUGCUAUUUUUUCAACAAAUAAACCAGUAAUUUUUUUUUUUUUUUUUUUGGGGGGGGGGGGGGGGGGGGGGGGGGGGGAUUUUGGGGAAUAAGAUAUUUGAAAGUCUAGAUAAAAUAUGUCACCAAUUACUGUUCUAAAAUAAAUUAAAAUCUCAGGUCUUUUACCAAAUGGUGGUGUUCUAAACAUGUGCAAAUCCCCAUUGGAACACAUCCACUUUAAAAGUGCAGGGCUUGUGCAACGUGCCAUACCUUCAUCUUACAGGAAUGAUAUACAUAUGAGGAGAAAGCUGAAGUCUCCAUCUAUCCAUUGAUGUAAAUAUAUCCUCGGUCUGAUUCCCAGUUCGUCCACUAGACAGCAGUAGGAGAUCACAUGACGUCUCUUGGCCACUUGAAACCAGUUGUCUGGUUUGGGUAGUGAGUCACUGUGCCAAAAUGGCUGAACGGAUUUUCAAGCAUGACAUCUUUUAAAAUUACCUUAGCAGUCAGUGCUUUCGAGUUAAGGAGUAAAAAAAUAAGACAAAGGUGAAGAAACUUCAAACUUCUUUUCCCAUUCACUUUUCCUAUUGUAAACGUUUGAGCUAGCUUAAUGGUGCAUGUGGAGGAUGCAUCCAAGGUAAUGUGGAUGGAGAAGGAAAUGCAUUGCUUUACAAUGACCAUCAGGGUGGACCCUUUCCAUGCAUACUAAAUGUUUGCACUCUUGGUGACUUGACCUACAUUGCAUAUUCUAUGAAUAUGUCCAUAGCGCAGCAUUUAUGGACAUUGGGGGGGAUUCUUAUGACAGUAAGAUUUGAGUUCGAUUUCCCCCCAAAAAAGGCCUGUAACUUUCAAAUAAUGUCACUUUCUAUUUUCAAAACCUCACCGGGCCCUGUACGGGGCGCAAAACAACCGCUCAGAUUUUUACUGGUUAAUCAGGUUCACUUUAUCUAUUAGUAGGAAUUAGAUGAAAAUCUGAUCCCAUUUUAGGUCAAAUUUAUGCAGAAAUACAGAAAAUCCUAAAGGGUUCACAAACGUCCUCUUACCACUAACUCUGCUGGCUAGGUUAAUUUACUAACUGUGUUAUACAUACUUGCUGUAGAUAGAUACAGAGGUCGAGGCAUCAGAAUCAAACUUCUUGGAACUUGUCCAAACGCUUCUAGAUGACCCAAAUAAGAGGGAACACUUCUUCCAGGUUGGUGUGAGAACAAUAUUUAUAAAACAGACAUUUAAAUCAAGGAGGUUAACUGAACGGCAGUGGAUGCACAAUCGAUUCCACAUCCUAUUCCAUUGAAAUCCUAGUUACUGGCUUACUCGGUACUGCUGAACCUCAACUUGUAUGCAUUAGAAAGGAAACGUGCCAAAACGACGGCUGGACGAUUGCUUCUGAUCAAAACACCGGUUGUAAUUUGAUGUCCUGUCUUCUAGGAAGUUUUUCCAGAAGAAUUCGGCCCCAUGUAUGACACAGCACUGCAGACUCUGAUGUGGGAGUUCCUCUCCAGGCUGGAGAAGCUGCUUCCAACACCAACAUUUCAACAGGUAGGUGCAAUUUGGGAAGAGACAAUAGUGGCAAUCUUGAAUUUCUGAUGUCGUUGAUAUCUGGUUGUACUAACAGGAAGUUGCCCCACUGUGUAUUAUGUUGUCAUAUUGUCUACCAUACAUUGUUGUUGUUAUUUGGUCAAUUUAAUUUGUUGCAUAUUUAAAACCACCUCCCGUUCUCAGACUGCGCCUCCCGAGUGGCGCAGUGGUCUAAAGCACUGCAUCGCAGUGCUAGCUGUGCCACUAGAGAUCCUGGUUCGAAUCCAGGCUCUGUCGUAGCCGGCCGUGACCGGGAGACCCAUGGGGCGGCGCACAAUUGGCCCAGGGUAGGGGAGGGAAUGGCUGGCAGGGAUGUAGCUCAGUUGGUAGAGCAUGGCAUUUGCAACGCCAGGGUUGUGGGUUCGAUUCCCACGGGGGGCCAGUAUGAAAAAUUAAAAAAUAAUGUAUGCACUCACUAACUGUAAGUCGCUCUGGAUAAGAGCGUCUGCUAAAUGACUAAAAUGUAAAUGUAAAUGGCUCAGACCUGCCCCCUCUAUGCUGAAGGAGUGUGCACAGUCUGUGACUCAACCUCAGCCUUUGAAGACCCUUCUCCAGCACCACAGAUGCCAUGACCAUUUGUUCACUAAUGGUAGGCUUUUUGUUGAAAUGUUUCCAUCUCUGUUUUCAUACAGUGGCAAAUUAGAUUGAUUACAUUCGAAUCAUUGUUGCAUACCACCUGCUAGAGACUCACACAAGUCAGCCACAAUUAAAAAGCUCCCAGUAAUCAAUGACACUUGUUAUACCGGCCGCAGACGACAUGUGUCUCUAAGACUGAUGGAGUGGUUUUGAUUUUGAUCUGUAAGACGUGCCUCUGGUAAUAUUCAGUCAAACAAUGGACAUUGACAGUGUGCAGAGUGUAGUUGCAUUUCUUUUCAGAGAAAUUAGGCCUAAGAUUGCAAUUAUGUUUUGGUUUUAGUUUAGAAAAGACAAAUAUUGAGCCUCCCGAGUGGCGCAGCGGUCUAAGGCACUGCAUCGCAGUGCUAGAGGCAUCACUACAGACCCGGGUUCGAUCCCGGGCUGUAUCACAACCAGCCGUGAUCGGGAGUCCCAUAGGGUGGCGCACAAUUGGCCCAGCAUCGUCCGGGUUAGGGGAGGGUUUGGCCGGGGGGGAUUUACUUGGCUCGUCGCGCUCUAGCGACUCCUUGUGGCUGGCCGGGUGCCUGCAUGCUGACCUCGGUCAUCAGGUGAACAGUGUUUCCUCCAACACUUUGGUGCGGUUGGCUUCCGGGUUAAGCGGGCGAGUGUUAAGAAGCGUGGUUUGGCGGGUCAUGUUUCGGAGGACGCAUGACUCGACCUUCGCCUCCCGAGGCCGUUGGGGAGUUGCAGCGAUGAGACAAGAUCGAAAUUGGGGAGAUAAAGGGGAUAAAAAUACAAAAUAAUACAAAGAAAAUACAAAUAUUUGAUUACGUAUGUUUUCUUUUUCCUUUCAGGUCAUUCAUUUUGUGUCGAUGAUUGCAUCCUCUCUUCUCUGUCUCACUCACUCUCAGAGAGGAUAGAAAUGGACAUUGAUGAAGCACGCUCACAUAGCCAGUCUAUAGCCACAUGUGCACCCAGAAAUGAAAGGGACACUUUUGAUAGAGCAAGAUAAUGCAGAGAAGGAGCGGGGGAUGAGUUUGGACACGGUUAAGAAGGCAGUGGAAAUGAUGGAUAGAAGGACAGAGGAAUGGGGAGAGAACAACUAUGAGGAGAGACUGCAACAUCAGUUGGCUUAA
This is a messenger RNA of Coregonus sp. 'balchen', 8880 nucleotides long. NCBI's taxonomy places the organism in Eukaryota, Metazoa, Chordata, Actinopteri, Salmoniformes, Salmonidae. The record is from the annotation of a GenBank genome assembly.